Messenger RNA from Lindgomyces ingoldianus, 642 nucleotides. RefSeq lists its product as uncharacterized. NCBI's taxonomy places the organism in Eukaryota, Fungi, Ascomycota, Dothideomycetes, Pleosporales, Lindgomycetaceae. The record is from RefSeq and is a predicted model, not a curated record. The coding region runs from base 1 to 642 and encodes 213 amino acids. The transcript has 7 exons.
AUGUAUUCAACGCCAGAGUUGGCAACAAUCAAGUCAAUCAAGUCGGGGCUUAACUUAAUUAACUUAAUUGACUUGAUUGAUAGAUUACGUAGUGAAUCAACCGCCGUAUAUCUUGUAGAUGGUCUCCAGGUCUUCGGGAGAGAUGGCGUCACUACGCGCUUCCAAACCUAUCGCCGUAAUGAGUUUGAGCGCUGGAUAAUCAAGUCACCUGUACCAGAGGAGUCCCUGGCAGCUCUCAUAAAAUCUGACCGGCUCCCAGCUGGCCCUGUACGUGCCUUCUUCGGCGGAGGCUCUGGAGUACUGACGGGAGAGGCGGCCCAAGGUGGCAGUCGUCUAGCCAGCCUUUGUAUACGUGGUAGAGGCAGCCGAGCUGCCUCAUACUAUAUUCACUACUCUCGCACACUAAAGGAUCCUGUAUCCCCCAGUAAACCUAAGAUCCUAGGGAUUCAAUCAAUCAAGUCAAGUUAUCAAGUCGACUUGAUUGUUGCCAACUCUAUUCAACGCGAUGAGUUGUUACCUUUUUCAUCCAAAGACGAUCAUGAAAUGAUACCUAGCUUUUCUUCCCUCUCCGCUAAAGCUCGACACCGAUCUUCUAACUGCAUAAUAAUCACUGGUAGCCCACAAAGAAAACCUCUCCUUUGA